Messenger RNA from Branchiostoma floridae (Florida lancelet), 1378 nucleotides. RefSeq lists its product as uncharacterized. The record is from RefSeq and is a predicted model, not a curated record. The transcript is spliced from 2 exons. Bases 509 to 1000 code for a protein of 163 amino acids. NCBI's taxonomy places the organism in Eukaryota, Metazoa, Chordata, Leptocardii, Amphioxiformes, Branchiostomatidae.
CCUCGGCAAGCUGAACUUUGACCAGGGUGGGGAUGGCACUGUCGGCAGCUAGCCCUAAAUCUCCUUACAUAACUUCAUAACACUUCACGGUAGGUAGGGUAUUCGGUCUCCAAGUCUUGAAGAUGUGAACCCAGUGUUUCAUGGACAUAGCUGAGAGAAUCUGGCAGCUGUUCUGUUCCACUCAGGCACAGAGACCGCCUAUGAACCUGCGGGGCUGCAGCGCUAGCUGACUGCGCAUUGCCGGAAUGUGGAAUCCAUGAUGGCGAACUGGCGCCAAGUUUUCAACUGCUAGUCCGAGCUGUGUCGGUUUGGCCACGGACAUACGCUGAUGUCAAGCCAUUCUCUAGCUCUUUAUUGUUCACGCGCAGACUUCGUAUCCUUCCCAGUACUGUCACACCUGCAGAUACCAGGUAAAGUGAAGGAACAUGAUUCCUCUAUCAUCACUAGUGAGGGUUGAGAGAAUCGAAGAGGAGGCGGAGGAGGCCUUCACCAAGAGGCGCAGGACGCGAUGUCUGAUGAUCAUAGGAACAGUGACUCUGUUCACAGCCGGGAUUAUCGUCAUGAGCAGGGUUUCCAUGAUCGCGGGACAAAUCAUCGUCUGUUUCACCGCGCUGCUGGUGUUUCUUGUUGGUGUGUCAGCUGUUGUGUGAGUGUAAACAAAACUUGUAGACGAAACAGCGACCGGGAGUCGCGAAUCGCUGCUGUGUGUCCACAGGACAUGCAGGACUCUCUACCAGGGAUCGAGCCAGCUUGUAGCAAUCCCACCCCUCAGACUACGUUACCACCCUACACCAGUAGAGAGGACCUACCACAGUAUGAGGAAGCACCUCCGUACCACGAGCUACCACCAAUAGUGGGGUACCCUGAGCCUCAACCUAGGUACCCACAGGACCCAGAGGAGUACCGUAACAGGAGCACGUACCUAUACCCUACUGGUGUUACAACAGAGGAUUACCAACCACCACCUUCAUAUGAGGAGGCAGUGAAUUCUGCAAAAUAGAAUAGUAUAUAUGAUAGCCUAUUGAUGGAAAAUAUGUGGAACACUAACCAACCAUGAAUUAGACUAAGCUGAAAUUUUCCAAAAGUGUCAACUCAAUGACUUGUAUCAUUGAUCCAGCCAUAUUGACUGUCCCAUUGCCAAAAACGUUGUAUCACGUAUGUAUUAUUACACAUAACAUGUGUAUAACAUGACAUUUUCUUGUAAAUGUAAUAGAAAGAAGUAAGCAGGUACAAAACAUAAUAUUGAUAUGUGUAGACAUAUGUAACAUUUUGUUAUUCUCAGUGAAAAAUGUUUUAACCCAUAAUAAUGUUUUAAAAUGUAAAUUCUAUUCAAAUUUUGUACUUACAACUGCAAUAAAAUAUGCAAUAUUUCUACAUA